AUGGAGACUAGAGACCCAGAUGAAGAAACCAGGCUGCUAGAUCCCGAGCCACCAGCUUCACAAUCACCGGGCUCCAAGCCUUCUUCAGGACCAGGCUUUUGGCAAACCAUUCUCUCUGCCACGGCUGUUCUCUUCAUCUUGGAGAUCGGGAACCAAUUGAGCCUGGCCCCGUCCACCGCCAUACUCGAGGCCACCGUCUGCCAAAAGUACUACGCCGCCAUAGACGGCCACCUUGGCGACUGCAAGGCGGAGCCUAUUCAGAGCGAGGUUGCCUAUAUCCUGGGCUGGAAGGAUGUCUUUGAGAACUUGCCGGCAAUCCUACUUGCUGUGCCCUUUGGCGCGCUGGCCGACAAAAUCGGUCGCAGGAAGAUCAUGAUACUUGCCACUGCCGGCCUUGUACUCAACGACACCUGGAUCAGACUGGUCCUUUGCUUUUCGCAUUUCAUCCCACUGCGUCUGCUCUGGCUCUCUGGCCUCUGGCAGAUGAUUGGCGCUGGCGUCGCCACCUUGUCGUCGAUUGUCUACGCUCAGGUCUCUGAUGUGUGUCCUGCAGAGCAGAGGACGACUGCCUUUUCAUUCAUCCAAUCCGCCGGUCUAGUGUCCCGCGUAGUCUUCCUGCCCGUAGGUGCUGGUUUAAUGAGCAUUGACCCAUGGAUUCCCAUGGUUACUACCUCGGGCCUGGGGGUUCUGUCAUUCCUAGUUGCGCUCCUCCUUGUCCCCGAGACUUUGCAACUUGACAAGCAAAGUAGCGAUGAGCGCGGCGAUACUGAACAACUGCUUGGCGCUCGGUCAAAUGGCCAGGACAAGGUUGGACUGCACCCGCGUCUCAAGAUUCUCAUCUCCAGGGCUGUGGACCUCAAUCAUUGGAUCAUGGGCAACGCCCGAGUCGUGUGUCUUUUGAUAUGCCUCUUCACGUUCUACCUCGGCCAACAGUCUGAUGGCACAAUACUAUUGCAAUACGCGUCAAAGCGCCUCCACUGGACCCUGGGUCAAGCAUCCUUGCUGCUCUCUCUGAGAGCUGGAGUCACCUUGGUGCUCCUGGCUGUUAUCCUCCCAGCAUUGUCCAGCUUCUUGCUGAUCCGCCUGGAUCUACACGAAAGUAUCAAGGACAAGCGCUUAACACAAGCCUGCGGAGUCUUACUCGCCGCCGGGUCUAGUAUUAUCUUUUUCGCCACGUCCUGGGAGGCCCUUCUCGUUGGGCAGUUCCUCUUCUCUGCGGGAUGCGUGUUCGGAGUUCCUGCACGCAGUCUGGCGGCCGGCAUGGUUGACCAGAAACAUGUCGGUGUUUUGUUUACUGUUGUAUCUGUGGCCAUGCAAGGGGGGUUUAUCGCUGGUGGUCCUAUCUUGGCUACAGCCUUCAAAUGGGGCAUGAAGCUCGGAGACUUCUGGAUGGGAAUGCCUUUUCUUGUCGCUUUGAUCUGCUUCAUUGUCGGAACAUUGUCGAUUUCGGCUGUCACUACCAAGAUUCAAAUUUCCAAUGGAGAUGCUGGGAUUGAGAUUGAGAACUAG
Molecule: messenger RNA, 1509 nt
Organism: Pestalotiopsis fici W106-1
Lineage: Eukaryota; Fungi; Ascomycota; Sordariomycetes; Amphisphaeriales; Sporocadaceae
Exons: 4
Coding region: 1-1509 (502 amino acids)
Biological process (GO): transmembrane transport
Cellular component (GO): membrane
Molecular function (GO): transmembrane transporter activity
Source: RefSeq, a predicted model, not a curated record